GACCUGGCUGCCAGACACCCUUGGGGAGCCUGACCCUUCAAGCAUGAGCCAUACCAUCUGGGCUCCCCCAUUCCCAGUGUGUUUUUAGCUCUGCCUGCCUGGCGUGGGGUCCUGGAGACCUUCUUGGAGUUCAUCCAGCAGCCAUCAUGCAAGGUGGUGCUGGGGGCUGCCCUUUUACUAGGAGGUGGAGGCCUCAUGCUGUGGAUUCAGAGAAAGAGAAGGAAGGCAGUCACUGAAUCUGCAGAAGAUGAGGGCAAGUCGCCAGACUCCCACAAAGCAAAAAAUGGGAGCUGGAUCAAGUCUCACUUUAGCCGCCUUUCUGAAGAGAAGCUGCUCCCCAACAGUGCCAGCACCUGCAGCAACCCUCCACAGCCCGAGAGUGGGAGUGGAGAGGCCAGCACCACCAUUCACAUGGAGACCGUCACAACCAGGCAUGGAGAAGGGGGCACUGCUGUGCGCCGGGAAUCUUUCACCAGCAGACAGAAGGCACCUGGGUCCUCCGUGAUUAAAGAGACCCACAAGGAGUCUGGAAUAGCCUCGUCCUCGAAUGAGGCCACUUGGGCUGCUGUGGCUGCCUGCACCAGGGAGAUUGACAAUAAGGGACGGCAACUGGCUAACUCCAUGCUGCAGCGAGCCACGGCCUACCAGCACUCAGGCCACCUUGAGUCCAGGGACAUCAACCAGGAAGAGCUGAAGGCCCUCGAGGAGGUGGAGCUAAAGCUGAAAACAAAUUUCCUUACCCAGCGGGAAAACACCAUAGCUGGUGCUAACCACACACACACUUUCUAUGGCCAUGGUCACCAUGGCCACCAGAGCCACCAGGGCCAUCCAGGCUACCAGAGCCACCAGGUUCAUCCAGGUCACCCGAGCCACCAGAAUCAUCAUGGCCACCAGAGCCACCAGGGUCUUCCAGGCCAACAGAACCACCAGGGUCAUCCAGGCCACCUGAGCCAUCAGGGUCACCCAGGCCACUCAAACCACCAGGGUCACCUGGGCCACCAGAGUCACCCAGUCCACUCAAGCCACCAGAGCCAUAGCCUGCCCAACCGCAACCACCAGAUCUAUGACUCCUGUGAAACCACCUAACCAUGGGUGGAGAUGCCCCUUCCCCCAGCAGGGCUGGCUCCAAACAGGCCUGUUUCUCUCCUAUGUGGCAACCAAUGUGGUCCAGGAUGAGAAGCUGCUGCCAAAGUCCCUUCUUCCUCAGACCCCUACAGGCAUUACAGCCCCUUUGACUCCUUGAGUGGGGUCAGCCACAGAGGAUGAUCCCUGACAAGAGGGCUGGGAGGAAGCAAAGCAGCUAACACAGACCCUGAGGACCCUGAAUCCCCACUGAGAGAAGACAGAUGAGGCAGAUCCCAGGAGCAGCUGAGAGCUCCAUAGUGAUGCCAAAUGCCUGGAACAGAGCCAAUAAAGCCUUGCAUACCCUCAGUCUGCGUCCAGGGACUCUGUGGCCAGCUGAAGGUCUGGGCAGGGAUAGAGGGAGAGGGCUCCUUCUCCAGUAGUCCUGUGUGUAUGACGUUGCCUUGGCAUUGGGACAGAUUUGAGACUCCAUAAAAAAGACUCCCUGGUCUCAAGUUGGGGGAGGGAUACCUCUGGGGCCUUAAUACCCACCAACCUGCUAUUAUCAGGGAACAGGGAACCAGCCCUGUAUUAGGAGUCCAAAAAACUCUUUUUUGGAGUUUUUAGUAUAUGCCUUGCUCCGUGUUAAGUCAUAGCCCCAUGAGGAAGGUAUUAUCUCAGCUUUGCAAAUGAGGCAGCUGAGGUUCAGAGACAUAAUUUGCCUGAGGUGACAUGGAUAGUAAGCGAUAUUGCUGGGACUGGAUCCCAGUUUGGCUUGAAUCAGAAGCCCCACCCUGCCCUGUGCUGCCUCUCAGUUCUCUUCCCACCACCCGCAGAUGGCUCUACUUCUCACAUGC
This is a messenger RNA of Nycticebus coucang (slow loris), 1919 nucleotides long. RefSeq names its product chromosome 3 C10orf62 homolog (gene C3H10orf62). The transcript has a single exon. The coding region runs from base 196 to 1086 and encodes 296 amino acids. NCBI's taxonomy places the organism in Eukaryota, Metazoa, Chordata, Mammalia, Primates, Lorisidae. The record is from RefSeq and is a predicted model, not a curated record.